Messenger RNA from Cercospora beticola, 1430 nucleotides. It is a transcript of the gene BET3, whose product is annotated as TRAPP complex core subunit BET3. The record is from RefSeq and is a predicted model, not a curated record. Gene Ontology annotation, cellular component: TRAPP complex; cytosol; cis-Golgi network membrane. Gene Ontology annotation, biological process: intra-Golgi vesicle-mediated transport; endoplasmic reticulum to Golgi vesicle-mediated transport. NCBI's taxonomy places the organism in Eukaryota, Fungi, Ascomycota, Dothideomycetes, Mycosphaerellales, Mycosphaerellaceae.
CCCACAUGCCACCCAUCUACUCUAUUCCGACUUCAGGCACACAGCGGAAGUCCACACAAGUCGCAGUCUGGAGAGCAAUGCGGUGAAGCUUUGAUUGACGCGCGUGUCCCAUUGCACGCGACUCAUUAUCCUCUUGCCAUGACUUCCAAAGCAGCCCGCCUCGGCGACGAGGUCUGGAAGUCUCGCGUCGAAAAGGUCAACGCUGAAGUCGUCACUUUAACCUACGGCACCAUCGUCGCCCAACUCUGCCGCGAUCUCUUACUGCCCAACACUUCAGCGCAAACAGACUAUGGCGCAGUCAAUGCCGAACUGGACCGUAUGGGAUUCAACAUUGGACAGCGAUUGAUCGAGGACUUUUUGGCGAAGAGUAAUACUGGUAGCUGCAGCAAUUUCAAAGAGACGGCAGAGAUCAUCAGCAAAGUCGGCUUCAAGAUCUUCAUGAACAUUACACCCACGGUAACAGGAUGGACGGCAGAUGGCAAGGGCUUUGGUUUAGUGUUCGAAGAGAAUCCGCUGGCAGAUUUUGUGGAGUUGCCCGAUGAUGGGAGGGCUCAAGACGAGUUGUGGUAUAGCAACAUUUUGUGUGGUGUGAUACGAGGCGCGCUGGAGAUGGUACAAAUGCAGGUCGAGGCGCACUUUGUGAGCGAUGUGCUGAGAGGAAAUGACACGACUGAGAUGCGGGUAACGCUCAUACGAUAUAUCGAGGACGAGUUGCCUCCAGACGACGAGUGAGCGAAGGCACGUCUCCUCGCACUCUCCGCGAUACUUGCAGAAGCCAAGCUCAUCGUACCCUGCAUGGCUGCACUUACGGUACACUGGACUUGAGAGCUCGCCACAGACAGUGAGAUGCUGAGUCUACGGUCGAGCGUUGCGCUCAGUACAUGAUCGCAGAACUGGGGAUCUCGACGCAACAGUCCGCGGAGCCACGCAUGCUCAAUAUGUAAUACAUAUCUCAUAGAAGCCACUUCACUUGGGAAGUGCACGAGCACAAGACGAGUGAGAGACUGAAAGGUCGCGCUGAAUGCAGCCCGCGCCCAAAAUGGGCUUACAGCCCGCGGUCGGUGGUACAGCAGACGGUUGAGAAUGCAGCACACAGCGGUCGCAUAUGGGAGAUAGGCACGUAGCCGCACUCAAACCAUCAUGGGUGUGUUAGUGCGUGCGCCAGGCGUCGAAAGGUCACCGCUUCCCAGAUUCUUGGGACGCGCUCACGAUCCCUUGAUCCCACAUUUCCAAGCCCACGUGCUGGGGCGGGAGGAAGCCGGCACUGCAACGGCAUCAAGAAGAUAUACUUUUACAUCCGCUCUCCGGUGUGUAUGCGACACAGGCGAAUUUUAGCAGACCGGAACCUAGAUACGCGCAUUGAGAUGAUGAAAGCCUUGCCACUGUGUAUUGCGGCAGAUUUCCAGCAUCGGGCUGCAAUUCGACACCCG